Pararge aegeria (speckled wood butterfly) is the source of this 2652-nucleotide messenger RNA. RefSeq names its product dynein regulatory complex protein 11-like. Lineage: Eukaryota; Metazoa; Arthropoda; Insecta; Lepidoptera; Nymphalidae. The transcript has 19 exons. Gene Ontology annotation, molecular function: ATP hydrolysis activity; ATP binding. The annotation marks the transcript as partial. The record is from RefSeq and is a predicted model, not a curated record.
GUCUUGGCAUACCUAGUCAAAAUGUCCAGUGAUUACUAUUUUACCAAAUGGAAGAAAACCCUUGCCAGCUUACAGAGCCUCAUAGAACUUGAUCUUGAAUAUCAGGAAACCAAAGCCCAUGAUAAGCAAUGCUGCGAAGCCGCUCAGCGUUUAUCAGGGAUACUUGGAAGAUACAUUGUGUGUUACAACGACGCACUAGAAUGUCUAAAACAUAAUCUUCAAGUACAGAAGACUGUAUACAUAGCUAAUGUCGUCACAGCAAUAGUAGCCAGGAUUCGAGAAAUUAACAAACAUUUACGAAAACUUGAAGCCGCUUAUAUCCAUUUUAUAAAUAGCGGACUAAUUGAAAAUAAACUCACUCCGUUUGAUGUGGAAUUGGCUGAUAUUCCUGCAAAACAUGAAAGAUCUCAAGAAAUAAAUGAUUCUAUAAUCAGAGCUUUGCAAACAGUUGCUCAAAUAGAAGAAAGAAAAGAUGACAAAGCAGGAACAGAAGAUGCAGUUUCUGCGCACUUAGCUAAGUGGAGGAAAAAUAAUGUAGAAAUAGGAGACAAAAAACCUAAAAAACUUGACAUAACAAAGAUUUAUGAAGUAGAAGAAAAAAUGUCAGAGGAAACAUUAAGGAGAAAACAAAAAGUGUUUAUAAUUCAGGCACACGAGAGAACUAGGCAAAUAACACGUCUGGUCAUAAGACAAAUACGAAGGAAAGAAAUAUGGGCAAAGGAACUACUAGGAACUUUAAACCCUCCAGCACCAAUUGUGAUUAGACAAAGAAGUGCAGCACUAAUUCAAAAGGUUUUGAGAUUUUACUUUGAAUUGAAAAGAAAAAAGAAUAAAGAUUGCAGAAGAGAUGAACUAUUGCAAUUGAGGUUAUGCAAUAAACCAUCUUACAAAGAAAACUCAAUACAUAAAGUGAUAAUCAAUGAGCGAUUUAAGUUGUAUAAAAAAUAUGAAGAUCAAAGAAGUGCGUAUAAUGAAGAAUUCAAGAAAAGCUUUUUCAAGAGAAAUCAUGAAGACAUUGCUGAACAUGCAAGAGAUAACAUUAGAGAUUGGUUUCAGAAAUGGUACAAUGAAGUGAUGUUAUUCUAUGAUAUCCCUAAAGAAAAUAAAGGUGGGUCAGCUUUGAUCAUAAAAGAAGAAGUUUUAUCACCUGCCGAAUGGAAAGUACAGUAUGAAGCAUACUUAGUAAAUAAGAAAGCGAAUAAAAGGAAAACUGCACAGCAGCUGAAACUGGAAAAAAAAUUAGCCAAAGAAGAAGAAAUUAUUUUGAAAAGAGAGAAUAUGGAAGAGAAGAAAUUAAAAGCAGACCUUCUAAAGAAGAUGAUGAAAAACCCCAAACUGCAUCCAGGGUAUAAAUAUCCUGCUUCAAAGAAAACUGAACCUAUAUUGCAGGCAAUAAAUACAUACUAUCAAAAUUGGUAUGAUUUGGAUAAGAAAGAUAUGAAUGCAAAAGAAAAAUUUAUUAAAAGUAUAGAUGAAGAGCAAAUCUGUAUGGAAGUAAAGUUAGAGAUAAAUAAAGUUGUUGAUGUUGAUAUGAGAGAAGAAUUGAAACAGUUAAAAAGAGCUCUAAAAGAAGAUUAUAAAAGAGAUGAGAAACCAAUGCCAGAAAAAAUUAAAGAAAGGUCAAAAUGUCGAAAGAAACAGCGGAAAACAAAACUGAAAAGAAACGAAAAUUUUGACGAAAAUUUAACGUAUUUGGCAGUAAGUAAGGUGUUAAAAGAGUACCCGAGAAGGGACUUCGAGGACUUUUUAGGGGAUUCCAAUUUUGCUGGAGACAAUUUCAGAUGUAUCCUAAGACCAGCAUUACACUUCGGUGCCGAGACGAGAGCAGUUUGGUGGGAGAGCUGUCGUAAAGUGAUUCACGGUUUUAAACGCAUUCUGUUGGUGGGGCCCAGAGGCAGUGGGAAGACGCGUUUAGUGCAUAUCCUAGCUUCAGUUAAUGAUGCAAUAUUAUAUGAGUUGGAUCCAGCCCAGGUGUCAGAAUGCCAUCAGACUACAGAGUACUUGCAGCAGCUCGUGAGCUAUGUAUCCGCGUGUGCUAAGACAACGCAACCAUCGGUCAUAUAUAUCAGGGAUGUCCAAAGACUCUUCUAUAAAAAGGUUCCAGCUAAAGAGAUCCACAUAAAUUUGGAUUUAAUGAAGCGAUUUUUCUUACGAAAGUUGUUCAAAAAGAUCCACCAUCAUGACAAUGUAACAAUAAUAGGCACUUGCACGGAUCCCUGGUUGACGAAAAGUAAGCCGAUGUUAAAGAUAUUUCCAACUGUCUUACUCCUACCAGAUACCAGCUACUCCGCUGUUUAUCUCAUCCUACAAAACUGGGUUUUAAACAACCGUAUAGUCCCACCGGAUUUGGAUAUUCAUAGUUUAGCUCACGUUCUUCAGGGAUACUCUUUCGGUUACCUCGUUAAAACUUUGGACGACUUCCUGACAGCUGAUGAAAUAGUAAAAAUAGCAGCAUACGGAUUGAGUCCUCAAACAGUUUACGAAUACAUUAUGCAAGAUAAUAAUGUAACCAAAGUUGACUACCAAAGGUAUCUUAAAUGGUAUACACAAAACACUCGCUGGGGAAAAAUUGAAAGUAAACGACUACAAGAAGAUCAAGAUUUUAGAGCGCUCGUAGAAGACUGGAAAGAAAAAAUGCAAAAAAAGAAGAAA